Molecule: messenger RNA, 1017 nt
Organism: Strongylocentrotus purpuratus (purple sea urchin)
Lineage: Eukaryota; Metazoa; Echinodermata; Echinoidea; Camarodonta; Strongylocentrotidae
Product: P-selectin-like
Exons: 6
Source: RefSeq, a predicted model, not a curated record
CAAUUCAGUGUCCUCCUCUACGUGGACGUCCUGCACAACGCAACACUUACAACAGCAUCUGCACCCACUCAUGCCAUCUUCCUGGCUACAGCUUUGCCGCAGGACAGAGUGGCACCAGGGUCUGCCGAGCUGAUCGCUCAUGGACUGGUUCACCCCAACAUGUUGAUCCAGUGUGCAGAUCUCUCCUACCACACUGGUCAGAGGAGGACGUGUUCAUCACAGUUCAACUACGGCUCUGUCUGCCAGUUUGAAUGUCGGUCAGGCUUUGUGUUGACCGGUGGUCAGGCGAGUAUUGAAUGUCAGAGACAAGGAGAUGCAGGAGUGUGGAGUGCACAGCAGCCAACCUGCCAAGGUCAGUACAAGAAUACAGCACUCUGUCACCUGCCCUGCGUGACUGCACCAGUCAACGGUGGAAUUUUCAACAACACCAGCUGCUCGACAGCCUAUGGCUCUUGGUGUCGGUUCACUUGCGACGCCGGGUACCAGCUGACUGGCAGUGGAGUGCGUCGCUGUCUGGCACAGCCUGGAGCAGCUCAGGGAUACUGGGAUGGCUAUGAUGCUCGCUGCGAAGUGCAAACCUGUCCACGAGCCUACAUCCCUGCCAAUGCUUACAUCAGCAACUCACAGGAUUGCCCAGCUACUGAUCAGAUCCCAGCAGGGACUACAUGCCGCUACGCCUGCCAACCAGGCCAUGUACUGACUGGGUCUACUGAGGUGACGUGUGGCAACGAUGGAACUGGAACUCAAACUUCCCAGACUGUCAAGUUGUCACCUGUGACAGCAGUUGAACUGCCCGCACCACAGAACGGCUUCAAGAAUGGCUGCCCCCACGCAGAGGAAAUCUACAGCACGACGUGCACGCUGGGUUGCAAUCUGGGCUACAUGCCCACCCAGCCUACUUACGUCAUGUGUACUGACGACGGGAAGGCACGGCAACCCGUCCAAUGUGAUCCACUAGAGAUUCCUGGAGCACCAGGCUACCUGCCUUUGUCCUGCACACUCAUGGAGUGGCGGUAA